AUUAGCUCUGGCAAGCGUAAAUAGUGCUCCAGCAUAUAGCCAUCUCAAGUGUUUUGGGAUUUGGCAGUUCAACACUUCAGAUAUGGUACAUGUGAAGGAGACGCCUUUCCCCUUUUAGCUACUUCCGACUUCUCGCCGCAUUCUGGACGCGACUUCACCGUGUGGUGCCCUUCACCACAGCCAGACAUGCACCCUCAUCUCACCACUACACCACCCACCGCUCCACCGCAACCGUCUGAACCCCGUCAUUGCCUUGACGGACUACAGCAGCACUCCCGCCGCAUAGUCGCCCUCCACCGCGCCUGAACACGGCCAAACGCGUCGCCUCACUCUCACCAUGCCCGCCAAACGACGCGCCGACGACAUGGACGUCGACGAGCCCGUCCAAGGGCCCAGCACACUGCAGCAGCUGCGCGACAUGUGGCAGUUCUCCAACCUGGCCCAGUACAUGAAUAUAUUCGGCGACGCCGUUAAGAUCGAUAGGGACUUGGACAUCGAGGAGCUGGAAUCGGAAUGUCUGAAGCCUCAGCCUUCGGAGAAACUGGCGCAGAUUGGCCUGGCGCUCCUGAAGCAUGUGUCGUCACACAAGGGCCUCACACCCGAGAUAUUCGACGAAUACACACGUCGCCAAUUCGUCGCAAAGGCCCCCACACGCAACCCCUUCGGCACCGACGAAGAACCCAACAAGUUCGAUGACCUGGACGUCUUCACCAAGAUACGUGUGCUGCAACAGCUCUCCACAUGGACACUGAACAACCCCAACACGAUACGCGAGAAGCUGGCGGCUACAGAUAGCGAGCAGACGCUUUGGCGCAUGGAGCCUACUGGAUGGGACUCACAAGACAGGACGCUGUUUGUGUUGGACGAUAACCGAAUGUACCGCCUGACUGACGCACCGCCUCCACCACCACCACAAAAGGCAAAACCAAAAGCAAAGUCGAGAAAGUCCAAAGGGUCGAGAACUAGCAAGCGGCAGAAACAGACGCCAGAAUUCGAGGAACAAGCCGAAGAUGAGGAAGCGGCUCGGGAACAGCCAGUUGAAGAAUCUCAGGAUGAUGGGCUUGGAGGCUCGAAAUGGGAGUGUAUCUGUGUCACCCUGGAAGAUUAUCAGGACUAUAUGAACGCUAUUCGAAAGAGUCGCGAUCCAAACGAGAAGAUUUUGUACAAACGCCUAGCAGACGAGGUUAUUCCGGUUAUGGAGGGUCUGGCAGACGAACAAGCACGGAAACACGCUCGCAAGCAAAAAGAGCUCGAGAAUAUGCAGAAACUGGCCAUGGCGAAGCGCUCUUCCAGGAUUUCAUCCAGGCUCGAGAAGCAAAAGGAGGUGGAGGAGGCGGAUGCUGCCGAGCGCAGGAGACGAGAGGAACUCGCCAUGGCCAAGGCUGAGCAAGAGAAGCAGAAGAAGCUUGAAGAAGCGCAUGAUUCACGCAGAAUGACUCGAGAGCAACGUCUUCGCGAGCGCGAAACCGCCAAGGUCCUUAAAGAAGAAGAACUGCGCAAACUGCAGCAAGACGAGCAAAAGCUGGCGACCAACGACGCCAGGCUAUCAGAACGGCACCUCAAGGCUAUGAUGAAACAGCAUGAGAGCGAUCUCAAGAAACUCAACGAAGAGGAAGACUGGUUCUUCGACUGCGAAAAGUGUGGUACCUAUGGCUCUAACCUUAACGACAAAACACCUCAAAUCUCGUGUGAGAGGUGCAGUGUAUGGCAGCAUGUGAAGUGUCAUGGCAUCUCCGAGAGCGAUGUUGAUGAUCCCAAGUUCAUCUUUGUCUGCUCUUCAUGCAAGCGUAAAGAAGACGAAGCCGACCAACCAAAACUCCCAUCUCUAAAACUGCGACUCACCUCUGCGUCGCCUGCCACAGGGAACGGGAUACAAGCGAGUACAUCAGCAGCUCCUCGCCGGCUAGAUUCCAUCCGGAUACCACCACCACAGCCAUCUCUUCCGCAACCCCAUCACCAACAAGCACAACCCUGGGUAGACGGACCCAGUCUCUCUCCACGCGGCCAAGCCCUCGGACCGCCUGGCAUCCAGCGCUCCGAAGCCGCCUACGGGUCACCCUACAACAACGCAAACGGAAGUUCAUCCCCCGUCCGCCCCGUAGGAAGUUUCUCCAUGCCAAGCGCCAGCUUCCCGACAUCCUCCCCACCCCCCUUCCCCAUCUCGCACCCGCCUGCCAGCCCAACAAAAAGCCUCAACCUCUCUCACCAAAAGCCAAACAACCCCUCCUCCUCCUUCAACGCCUCGAACCCCUUCGGCCCCUCACUAACCUCACCCUUCAACCGCCCCCCCUCCUCCACAACCGCAAACGCAAACAUCUCCCCCACAAAACACUCCCCAGCCACAUCCCCCCGCCCCCCCUCCACCCUCCCAAUAAUCUACAACUUCAACUCCCCCCACUCCUCCUUCCCCCCCUCCUCCGCCCACCGCCCCUCCUUCUCCCCCACGAAAAACUCCUCCCCCGCUCUCCGGCCCACACACAUGUCCUCCCCGGCCCCCGCGCCAAUGCGCAUCGCGCCCUCGCCCUCGUCGCAGAUGCCCGCGCAGGUUCUUCCCGACCCGAUCCCUGCGCCGUCGAAACAUGAUGGGAGACGGGCGGUGGCGAGCCAUGAGGUUUCGGAGACGCAGGUUUUUCCUCCUGUCAGGAUGUUGAAUCCGAGUUCGGUUCCGGUGGUUAUGAGUCCGCCGGUUAAGAAGGAGAGUCCUGUUCCUGAACGGGUUGGGAGGGGGGUUGGGGGGGCGAGGUGA
Messenger RNA from Dothidotthia symphoricarpi CBS 119687, 2746 nucleotides. RefSeq lists its product as uncharacterized. Bases 338 to 2746 code for a protein of 802 amino acids. The transcript has 6 exons. Gene Ontology annotation, cellular component: RSF complex. The record is from RefSeq and is a predicted model, not a curated record. Gene Ontology annotation, biological process: regulation of DNA-templated transcription. NCBI's taxonomy places the organism in Eukaryota, Fungi, Ascomycota, Dothideomycetes, Pleosporales, Dothidotthiaceae.